This is a messenger RNA of Vanessa atalanta (red admiral), 4456 nucleotides long. It is a transcript of the gene rdgA, whose product is annotated as eye-specific diacylglycerol kinase. The transcript is spliced from 22 exons. Gene Ontology annotation, biological process: diacylglycerol metabolic process; lipid phosphorylation; intracellular signal transduction. Bases 179 to 4126 code for a protein of 1315 amino acids. NCBI's taxonomy places the organism in Eukaryota, Metazoa, Arthropoda, Insecta, Lepidoptera, Nymphalidae. Gene Ontology annotation, molecular function: ATP-dependent diacylglycerol kinase activity; protein binding. The record is from RefSeq and is a predicted model, not a curated record.
ACGGGUCGCUUGUUUAUACCACGAUGUGCGGCGGUGACCACGCGGCCGCCGCCGCCGGGUGAUCAUCGGUAUAUUCACGUGCCGUCAUCUCUUGCACUGCGGUGUUGAGAGUGGCGCGCGGAGCGGGCGGCGGGGCGGGCCCGCGAGAUGAGCGGCGCUGCAGCCCGCCCCGCCCGCCAUGCAGCGACUGCGAACCACCUUCAAGCGUUCCCGUACACCGACUCCCCAGGACAUGAAGACGCAGAGCAGCCUUGAAGUGCCCAAGCAGGUCCGGUCGGCGUCAUUCGAUGAGAUACAAUUGGAGGCAGCGCGCGGCGCAGGCGCUAGCACGCUUCUUGCGGUGCCACAGCAAGGCGCGCGCAGUCGUUCCUUUGACUCCGCCGGAUCUGAUGACUCGGGCACAUACUUGGAGGUACCGCGUCUAUGGUCGCGGCGCCGAUCUGGGAAGGGUACGCCACCACCAUGUGUACACUGUCGACAUAUGGAAACAUGGUUGGCGCGCCGCAGUGAAGAACGAUCCACACCUGAAAGACCACCAGUUUCUUCCUCAGCUGAAGAUGACGAUGACGAAGAUGAUGAUAGUGAUAUUGAGGCGCCGAGGGCUCUCCUUACGCCUGUCUUUACAACGAGAACAUUAUUGCAACCAGCGCUACAAUCUCCUCCACCUUCACCAGGGGCUCCCUCUUUUGAGCUUCAACCACCCAUCGAUGAACCUCCGUUAGUGACUCAAAGAAGACGGUCCAUAUCACGGCAAGAAGCGUUUUUCGUUGAACCUACUGGCAGCUCGUUAGAGAACGUCCGGGCGUCGGAGCAAGGCGCUAACAAUGCUCCAAGAGAUAGCUUAGUCCACGACAUUUAUUUAGCCGUUCCCGAGUUAAAACGUGAUCGUGCUGCAUCUGUAGAUUCGUGUUUUUCGAAAGUUUCUGGGGGUGCAAGAGCAGAAGAAUUAAGCGAAAGCGGCGAAUAUUUAACCGUACCGGGGUCGAGUUUGCGUUCCCGGUCGGUAGAUAUCGUUUUACCAACAGCAGAACAGUCGCGUUACAAGGCACUUGCUCUAACCUCAUCAACUCAAGCUGCACCUCAACAUACUUACCAAGCGCCUGAAGAAACUCAACCCAGUCCUGUGGUGCUACAGACACUAGAAAGCAGACGCACAAGCGAGAGCGCUGGCGGCGGAGCGCGUGUAUUACGCUCAACGCCCGACUGGAGCGACACGGCCAUCAGCGGCGAGCAUCUCUGGUCACCUACCUCCGUUUCCGGAGAUUGCUGCUAUGUCGGAGAAACUGAAUGUCAGAAGCAUGGAGCACGUAUGAAAUGUUCCGCGUGCAAAAUCGUGGCGCACACUGCGUGCAUCGACAUUCUCAUAGACCGCGUUCAGUUCACCUGCAAACCUACAUUCCGAGAUGUGGGGGUACGGCAGUACAGAGAGCAAACUUUGACUCACCACCAUUGGGUCCACCGGCGCACCGAAAAGGGCAAGUGCAAGGCUUGCGGCAAGUCAUUUUGGCGCAGUUGCUGCGGCUGGUGUCUAAUACCUCAAAGAUCUGUAGACAAGGCUAUAGAAUUACACGAUGAAAUUGGUGAUAGUUCUCUCCAAGCCAAAUUAUCUUUUAGUUCAAAGGAAAUCGUCGCGUUAAGUUGUUCCUGGUGUAAAGACGCUUACCAUAAUAAAGAAAGUUGUUUCAAUUUGCAAAGGAUAGGGGAAGAAUGUUCUUUGGGUACGCAAUCCAACAUAAUUGUGCCUCCGUCGUGGAUAGUAAAACUGCCGAGAAGAGGUAGCUUUAAAUCGUCUUUAAGAAAAUCACCAAAAAAGAAAAGCACAGCAAAGAAAAAAGGAAAAGAUUCUAAAAGCGAACAAAAGACUUUCGUAAUUAAACCAAUUCCGACCGCCAAUGUUAAACCAGUACUGGUUUUUAUAAAUCCCAAGAGCGGAGGCAAUCAAGGUGUGAGACUGCUGCAGAAAUUCCAAUGGCUACUUAAUCCUCGACAAGUUUUCGAUCUCACUCAAGGCGGACCGGGACCAGGAUUGGAAAUGUUUCGAAAGGUACCCAAUUUGCGUGUGCUCGCAUGUGGUGGUGACGGUACCGUCGGCUGGGUUCUAAGCGUACUCGACAGGAUCGGAUCGCGGCCAGCCGUGGGCGUGCUUCCACUGGGCACAGGAAAUGACCUCGCGAGAGCGCUCGGCUGGGGCGGGGGUUACGAAGACGAGCCGAUAUCCAAAAUCUUGGCCCACAUCGGCGAAAGUGACACUGUGUUGCUGGAUCGAUGGCAGUUAAAAGUCGAGCCCAACGAAGCGGCUUCCGGCGAAGAUACGAGCAACGCUAAGCCGGAGCUGCCACUCAAUGUCGUCAACAAUUACUUCUCCUUCGGCGUUGACGCGCAUAUUGCUCUUGAAUUUCACGAGGCGAGAGAGGCACAUCCCGAAAAAUUCAACUCUCGGAUCAGGAAUAAACUUUUUUAUGGAACUGCCGGCGGAAAGGACUUGAUGCAGCGGAAAUGGAAAGGUCUGGCUGACUUCGUCACCAUGGAGUGUGACGGCAAGGAUUACACGCCCGUGUUGAGGGAACAUAAAGUGCAUGCCAUUGUAUUCUUAAACAUUCCAAGCUACGGGGGUGGAACUCAUCCUUGGAAUAAGUCUGGAGGUACAUCUGAGCCUUCAACCGAAGAUGGUCUAAUAGAAGUUGUGGGAUUAACAACUUAUCAAUUGCCUCUACUCCAAGCGGGCGGACACGGGACUUGUAUCACGCAAUGUAAAACUGCUAAGAUCGUUACCACCAAGGUAAUACCGAUGCAAGUUGACGGUGAGGCGUGCAGACUCGCUCCCUCAGUGAUAACACUGUGUAUACUGAACCAGGCCAUCAUGUUGGCGAAGAAGAAACCCGGCAGAGUACUCGUGCCACAAACAACACUCGAUAAACUUACGCUCACCGUGAAUCUCAUAACAAUGGCGGACUACGAACGUCAUCAUUACGACAAGGAGUUGUUAGCGAAAACAGCGGAACGGAUCGGCACUUUGGACGUAAAUCCGGCCGCCGACUUGGAGCAAAUGCGAACUCUCAUUCAGAAUAUGAUCAAAGAAUCUCAUACAUACUCAAACCUCGUCGAUUGGUGGUUCGUAGACUCCGUGACCGCAGAACGCUUCUUCCGCAUCGACAAAGCGCAGGAGAACCUCCACUACCCGACUGACAUCGGCCACGAACACGUGUACAUCUUGGACGCGGCGCCCGUGACACCCGAUACGGAAUCGACAGCGCACCCUGACACCACCACUGCCUCCCCUGAUCGCACCGCGCCUUCUGUUUCUCUCGACACUACUACUGGCCUCUCAGUCUCCCUGGACAUAUCACAGAGCGUAGACACACCGAGUGCCGGCGUUUCCUUGGAUGUUCCGGAGUCUCAUGCCAGUGAAUCUGGUUUCGGGAGUCCAGCGCGAGGAUCAGAAGAACUGCUUUCACCUCAAACACCGCCUUCGGGCUUCCCUGGCGCUCACUCCACAAAUAAAAUAUCCAUUCUCCCCUCUAAAACAUCUCCACAGCCACCAAGAAUCCCUUCAAUACAAGAUACCCAUUCGCCUCCACUGUGCACUAGUCCUCCAGUCAAAGAUUUACAGCCCAGUCGGGAUUCCCUUGCGCGAUUUAAAACCGUUCACGAAAAACUGUUUGGAUUUGAUCAAGAAGUGUUUGGCUGUAGAAACUUACUGGAGAAAACAACGGACGCGCUCCUCAAAGCGGCUAAAGUCGGUGACUUGAAAAUGAUGAAAGAGCUGCACGGGGCUGGGUACUCCUUACUGUCAAUCGACGCAAGCGGGCAGACGGCGUUGCACAUUGCGGCGCGCUACGGAAAUAAGGAGAUCGUAAAGUACCUGAUAGCGUGCGCGCCCAGCGCCAUCCUUGACAUGCGAGACAACGAGCGCGGGCAGACGGCACUGCACAAGGCGGCUGCGCACCGCCGCCGUGCCAUCUGCUGCAUGUUGGUGGCGGGCGGCGCCGCACUCGCGCGCCCCGACCGCGCCGGCCUCACGCCGCGGCUGCUCGCUCUGCGCGCCGAAGACCACGACCUGGCGGCCUACUUGGAGAGUCAAGAACACUUUCAAAUCGUAUCUGAAGAUCUAGAAACGCCUGUGUGAAAUAAUUAUUAACAUUCAUACAAGUAAUUAAAAAGGAGAGUUACAAAGACCGUUGGCUAAAAGAAUCGAAUCGACGAUAAAUAUUAUGUACUCAAAUACCAAAGUGAUAUUGAGAAUUUAAAUCGCUAUUACACUUUAGGUAUUUCCAUGAAAGUGAUAUAGUUCUACGCGAUAACAAACAUAUUUUAUCUUCUAAAACUUCAUCGUAAGGAUUUCGCAAAACUCAACAAAAUAUCUUCAAUUAGCAUAUUUAAAAAAUUAAUUAACGCAAAUAAGAUAUAGAUAAAUGCUGAUUUCCUAAAUUGUUGCACUUAAAAUUUUAUAUAAUGU